UCGAAGCAUUCCAAUUAUCCCCGAGGUGUGCUGAGAGGACGUGAAGGUGACUUUCCUCCCAGGGUUGACCACAUCCCAAAUUCAUGAGUUAUCUAUUUCACAUGUGAAAACACAUCGAGCGCCACCAAUUGGCCGCAUGGGUGUGUUCCGAGACUUUGUCGAUGCCCAUGAGCGGCUAAAGAAGCGCAUCCACAGCACGCGCAUCCCGUUAGGUCCCAAAGGAAAGGCGGUGAUGACGGCUGUCUACUUUACCACGCCCAUCGUGUGCGGGUAUUUUGUCAUGCAGUGGGCGCAAUCCAAGGCCGAAGUGAACCUAAAAGACGUGACGCUGACCACACGAAACCCGUCGUCGUUCCAGAACGACAGUAUCAAGCAAUUACUCAAGGACAUUCACAAUGAAGACGAGGCUUCGAAUGGGGGAGUGCCGCCCAGUAGCUCGUAGCAGCCUCGUGAAGUACAAGCUCAUUUUCCCAUCAUUUCGCAAUGCCAUGUUGAUUUGUCGCCAUUUGCGCUGCAUUAAGACUGUAGUGUGCAUUCGUUUGGUUCUCCCGUGAGCGAAGUACAUAUUGUCGUAGCGCUAUG
Molecule: messenger RNA, 582 nt
Organism: Aphanomyces astaci
Lineage: Eukaryota; Oomycota; Saprolegniomycetes; Saprolegniales; Verrucalvaceae
Exons: 3
Coding region: 137-442 (101 amino acids)
Source: RefSeq, a predicted model, not a curated record